Pseudogymnoascus destructans is the source of this 1548-nucleotide messenger RNA. RefSeq lists its product as uncharacterized. The record is from RefSeq and is a predicted model, not a curated record. Gene Ontology annotation, biological process: regulation of DNA-templated transcription; aflatoxin biosynthetic process. Lineage: Eukaryota; Fungi; Ascomycota; Leotiomycetes; Thelebolales; Thelebolaceae. Gene Ontology annotation, molecular function: DNA-binding transcription factor activity, RNA polymerase II-specific; zinc ion binding; DNA binding. Gene Ontology annotation, cellular component: nucleus. The transcript has a single exon. The coding region runs from base 1 to 1548 and encodes 515 amino acids.
AUGUUGGACUUAGAAUCCGACAACCAAGUUAAUCGGACGCGUAAGCAGAUAUCAUCACGGUCAAAGCUUCGCGAUAGCUGCCAUGCCUGUGCCAUUUCCAAGGUUAAAUGUCCCAAAGAAAAACCAUCAUGCUCAAAAUGCGAAUGCCGUGGCAUCACAUGCCAGUACUUCUUGGCUAAACGUCCUGGGCGCAGGCGUGAGAACAACACAAGCAACAACACAAGCAACAGCACAGGGAGCAGCACGGGGAGCAGCACAAGUCGAUGCCAGUCCAGCGGGAGCCUUGGAACAAGCUUCAGCUCCAACUCUAACCCCAAUACUAAAUCCAAUACCGAGACCAGUCGGUCUAUGGAGUGGGAGACACCUCGAGAGAUGCAACCCACUCCCGCGGCCGGCCUGCUAUCAAAAGGAGGCACAAUAAUUCCAACCAAUUCGUAUGGCACCGAUGGCUACCUUAUGACACCUUUAAGCCUAAGCGUCCCGGCGUCUCCAAGACGAGAGAGUGUGUUUGCAACAAAUGCAGCACAAUUUUCUGUACCUGGCGAGGUCGGCAUAUUCUCCGGUCUAGUAGAUUUUGGAUUUGAGGGCAACGACAUGGAUUUCACCAUGUCAGCCAUGGACUCUCCGUUUGACCUUCUUGGAAUGGAGUGCGGUGGCAUCACUGGUAGCAUCACGCAAACACCAAAUGAUAUUGAGUCGCUGCUCAUGCCCGCCGAGAGGAUCGAUUUUGACCAUGCUUCAUUGGACACACCAUUGUCACUUGAUUUAUUGAGCACAUCGAGCGCGGCGUCAUCAACUGCCUCCAAUAUCCAUUCGCUGCGGACUGGGAAGACGAGUAUAUCGGACAUCACCGAAACCUCGUCGUGCGGAUGUCUGAUGCAGGCACUGGAUCUCUUGAAGAAGCUUUCCACUGGCUCAACCUCUUUUCGCACGGAAUCUCCUAGUCCGGAUACCACGGACAUGCCAAAAACUGCUAAUGCUGCCUCAGCGCAGGCUGUCGUCUUCGAAAAUAAGCAAAGCAUGGAGGUUGUCAGUAGCAAACUUGCAUGUUCUUCGUGCGUUGAAGAUAGCUUCUUGCUGACAGUCAUCUCCAUGAUCGUGCUGAAGGUAUUGGAACGAUACGCCACUGUGGCGCAGGCACAAUCCCACAAGACUGGAAAAAGCGAGCCAGAAGCUGACAAUCCAGUAAGGCUAUCGAUCAGCACUACUUCUGGUAGCGACGACUGGAUGAGAGCGCCAAGUCAUGCCCCCAAUGGAUCGUAUGACGACCGUGUCAGCGAGCGUGUGGCUGCUCAGAUUGUUCUUGGUGAGCUGCAUCGCGUGCAGAGGUUAGUGAACCAGCUGUCACCGAAACUCAAAGGGCCAAAGGAGAGAGAAGGUCAAAAUAUAGCUCCGAAGAUGAGGUACUGGGGCCGUCCUAGGGCUGCAGGAGAUAGUGACAGAAUGGCGUUGACUUCUAUCCUGGCUGGCACCUUGGACCAAAUGGAGAGAGAUGUUCGCAAGAGCUUGAGUACUCUGUCAACUAGGCUGCGCACUGGGUACUCAUGA